Molecule: messenger RNA, 3353 nt
Organism: Microdochium trichocladiopsis
Lineage: Eukaryota; Fungi; Ascomycota; Sordariomycetes; Xylariales; Microdochiaceae
Exons: 6
Coding region: 1-3237 (1078 amino acids)
Source: RefSeq, a predicted model, not a curated record
AUGCCUUUCGACUACGAAGCCUACGACGCAAAGUGCGCCGCCAUGGACAUGGACCAGCUCCAACGAGAGUGGAACCACUACACCCGCUUGAUCGCCGGCGGUAACAUGACAACCGCUAUGUCAACAGCCGCCUCGAUCCCAACGGGUGGCGUCAGCAGCAUAGGCAUCGUCCACGCGGCUCCCGCCAUAUACAACGCCCGCAAGAAGCGCGAAAUCAUCGAUAAGCACUUUGCUCGGCUCGGCGCUACGCACUCGACCCUUUCCUCUCAGAGCAUAGAAAGUGUGAUGACGGAGGCGGCUUUCGAUGUGGAUAAUUUCGAGCCUCAAAUUCGGAUGGCUCAUUACGAUAUCAUUGGACCUGAGGGAGAAAUAAGGCCUCCGGCUCGGGAUGCGAUCAAAGGCCCGUCCGUUGAUAAUGUUGCAGCCAAACCGUCCGAGAAGGCGAACACAAAAGAUGACAACGUGAGGGGAAGCUCCCAAUGCAGCAGUAACACCAAACCGAAAAGCUCGCACGACGAGGCGUCACUCAAACCACCAAGCGAGCCACAAGCAUCACAGCAACCCGUGCACAGUGCCGCAGGGAAUGAGUGGGCCGUCACCAUGAAUGCUCUGAAUGCAGAUUCACCCGGAUAUCAAUCGUCGCCGACUCAAACUCGCCAGUGGAGCCGGGACUGGGACAACCCAGGCAGUAAUGACGACAAUCACAGCCGAAGUGAUGAUGGUGACAUUACCAGCCUACAGUCGUCGCUGUUCGAUAGGGAGUCGAAGGAGGCAUUCACCACGUCCUCGGCAUUCCAGACGUCAACGCUCGAUUCUGCGGCUAAGAUCCAGCAAUUCGGCGUUGACGGCGAUUUGACAGAGGCAGAGAACGAGAAUAGAUGGGAGACCGCCACGAUAUAUUCCACGACCACCCACGACGGCAACUCACAGCCGCAGUACAUUUUCAUGUUUGCAAAUCAACUUGUCCAGGACGCGGCUGGACACGCUGACCGGUCUCCAUUUCUGGAUGUUUCACCAGGGAAGCUUGACGAGCUCUUGCAGGCAUUUAGCUGGUUUCUCCAUGGGGAGUCAGACAAUCCAUUUCAAUGGGAGGUAUCGGUCAUUUUGAAUCGAAUGCGAAGGGAGAUUCGAAGCCAGUGCGGGUCUGAUCACUUGAGUGCUGACGGUGAAGAUGCUUUCCCGGGCGACAACGAUGAUGCAGACGAAGAUGAACGCGAGCGACGCGAUCCACACCGCAAAUCAAGAACGCUGGUUCAGGACUGGGUGAACGGCGUCGACCCAACAUCCGAACAUGAGAUGGCACAGUACUUGAAAUACGAGCAUUUUGUCAAAAGCUCAAAGUCAUACAAUUGGCUGAUCAAGAAAAUCCAGACAUACUCGUCGCUGAACAGAGACAGGUGCCACGCGAUGGAGGAUUUGAGGCAGGGCGUACAGAAUCUCUUUGUCCAAAGAGACUCAUCGAGGAUAAUGAGCCGCUCAAGACCUGCGACAGGUGUCGAGCUAUCCAUCACUCUCCACGACUGGGAUAUUGUGGCGUACCUCAAAUCUUGUUCCAAGUCUAAACCCCACGUCAAGGAUCUGGACAGCCUUCUCUGCCUGACAGGAUCACCGGAUGAGGCUCAGCUUACACUAGUCACGGAGUAUUUCUCCCAGACUUGGCCAGAAACUUAUCAGCCUGUGCUGCUGCUUCUGAAAGAACUGGUCCAUGGCGACCUGGACACUGAAUACUGCUGGUUCACUUUAUGGCAUUUCUUGUUCACAGAGCACGAGGAUGAACGGAUAGCAUAUGAUGAUUCGAGGAUUCCAGAUAUGAAUCGCGACAUCUCUAUUAAUCUCCGACAGCUCGAGAACUCUCGCCACAUUGUCGGAUGGUGCGACAAGGCGGCAGACCUCUGCGAGGCUGGAGCAGAUGUUGUGCUUGGCGCCAAUAUGCAGAUCAACAAGAAGGUCCCGCCCGUACGCUUGACCCGCACACAGACGUACCCUCGCCUACUCUCAUGGGUAGCAACGCAAUCUAUCAUCUUCCAUGAUGUUCAAGCCGAUCGGGCAUGGCUUAUCGAUGGAGCUUCGGCACUUCUACAUAUUGUCCGCGCCUCGCUACACAGGAGUAUGAAAGACGACGAUUCCCCUUACGACUGGCUUUUCGACACCACACAGCUUCAAGAGACUCCUGAAAACCGUAGUGGACGACAGGCAGCCAUAGGCACCCUCAAGAAAGCGGCUCAUUUAGAUUUGCCACUAUAUCGACUGCGAAGAAAGUCUACGGGACAGGGCAGCGGUCCAGAAUACUUCACAUUCGGUGAUUUGGUCGAAGAAGUCCUCCAUACACUCGAACUACUUAUCGACGCGCACAGUCAGCUGUUACGGGGUGGUGACGGAUAUGAGAUUCCGAAGACGCUUGAUCAACGGAGGAGAAUCACCGGCUUUGAUUUAAUCGACAUCAUCGAUCCGCCUGGCUCCCUCAUCACUCCUCGGGCGAAGUCCAUCAACGACCUGGGAGACGGUUGGUGUGAUUUGGCUCAGUCUCUGAGAAGUCUCGUCAUCUUUGGACGUGGCUUCGGAGAACUCAUCAAGCCGGACGGCGAACGAGGCGUAGUGUGCUCGUUGUGGUCCUCUCUGCCGUCCAAUAUGGACUAUCUCGGAGCUUCGACGUCGACCCUACAAAUGCUCUACCAGAAACAACUCCUCAGAGAUCAACCCACCCUCAAAGUGGGACAACUAAGCAAGAGUCUUACAUGGGUGUCUAGACCUCUUCCUGAGAAUGGCUGCUCGUGCGACAGUGCGGGGAACUCGGAUCUCGCGCGACCUGCAUGCUCUUUCCAUCCCGUGCAGUCACUGGUCCGUGGUUCAUUGUUGCAGAAGCUCGGCAUACGCAGCUAUCAGACUCCUAUCGAUGUUAUGGCACUCGACGGACGUGGCGCUAUGAUAUUUGAGCAUCGUGUCAGUCUGCAUCGUUUACUGGUCAGAGGCGACUCUCUGGCAGGUCCCGGAGAGCGGCCAAGCGAAGACGAAACGACAUUGGAUUCCUCGCUUAGAUCUCUAGAAGAUGCAUCUGGAAACUCGGAGCUUCAGGACUCGCAGACGACUGUGCUGAGCACACCUCGAACAUCGAUCUCCGGAUCGGGCCUGGUCACAAGGCCUCAAGAUCAAGCUGGCGCGUCGAGCAUAGGAACACGAUCUACCAGACUUACCACGAAAAUGCGAAUCAAGAAUAUGUUCCGGAGGGAUAGGACGUAGCCUUUCUUCAACUCCGAGAUGCCCUAGAUCGAUGCAAACUCAGGUCAAGAAACAGAUAGAGUAAAUCAUGUAAACUCGCCUCGAGACAGACUUUCGAUUCUUAUAUUUCUUUUUGU